AUGCGACCUCCGACCACCCGCACACCCUUGAUCAGCAUUGCCAAUGGCACCUUCUACCGCCACCAUCCCAAUGCAUCUUCCAUACAUCCAAAUCCGGCUUUAUUCUCUAACCUGAACUUUUCUUUGCCUUCAGCAGCAGAGCCGCCGACGCAUUGGUCCGUGAUUGGACCUUCGCUUAGUGGAAAGACGACCUUUUUGCAGCUGUUAAGGGGCCAGCAUUUGUGCUUUCCUGCCACAGCUCGGAGCUUUCCAUAUCUGUCAACGGAAUAUGUUCCUCAUAAGCUACGAGUACCCAGCAGAGCAAUAAAAUAUGUUGGCUUCAGUAGUGAGGGUCUAUCAAACGGGCCAACGGCUGCGGCCUAUCUUUCGGCACGCUACGAGUCUAAGCGUGAGAAGACGGACUUCUCUCUCCGGGACUUUUUGCUGGGGAACACAGAGCUCAACGCCUUGAAAAGCGACGACGAUAUUGUUGAUCCUGGUCUACUUGACCGUGUGGUGAGAGACCUCAAGCUGUCUCCGUUGUUGGAUCUCCCCGUGGCAUUUUUGAGUAAUGGACAGGGACGAAGGGCGAGGAUUGCCAGAGCACUGCUCACCUCACCGGAGCUACUACUACUGGACGAGCCUUUCAUGGGCCUCGAUCCUCCCACGGUAGCCAGCUUGAGUCCACUUCUGCAUGGACUGGCCAGCAGUGCUAGUCCACGCCUCGUGCUCAGUGCCAGACCCCAGGAUCCAAUUCCAGACUGGAUCACGCAUCUUAUUUAUCUAAAGAGUGACUGCCAAGUCGGGGCUAUGGGCGAGAAGGAGGAAGUCCUCGAUAAAUUGCGACAAUACGUCAAGGGUGUCUGGAACGGUGUAUCCAAGGAAGAUGAGACCUUGGCCGUGCAUAACCUGGUGCAGAUGGGCAAGAAAAUUACAAGGAAUGGGAUUGAAGGUGAGGCCCUCAUGGGCGAAGAAGGCACUGAAGUGGAUAACGAGCCACCCAUCGAGAACGAGGCUCAUCAAACUGCGGGGGAGCCCUUAAUUGAAAUGGACGGUUGUCAGGUGCAAUAUCGAGGUAAGAUUGCGCUUGGAAACUGGAAGCAACAGGUCAAUGGUCAAGAGAAGACUGGCCUUCUCUGGACAGUCAGAAGAAGCGAACGCUGGGGUAUAUUUGGGCCCAAUGGGUCCGGCAAGACUACUAUUCUAUCGCUCAUCUGUUCUGAUCAUCCUCAGACCUAUUCUUUGCCCAUCAAACUCUUUGGGAGGAGUCGACUGCCCGAGCCAGGCUCGUUACCUUUGACGAUAUGGGACAUCCAGUCUCGCAUCGGACAUUCAAGCCCCGAGAUUCAUCAACUCUUGCCUCGCAGUUUGACAGUACGGCAAGUGCUGGAAAAUGCCUGGGCUGACACGUUUCGCACAAAGGCAUCUUUGACAUCCGAGAAUAAGGAAAGAGUAGAUGCCGUACUUCGGUGGUUCGAGCCCGAACUUAACCCAGCGCAUGCCACGCCGUCGAGCACUCUUACAGAAAACGGCCUGGCCUGGGCUGAUCAUUACAUGUUUGGCGAACUUUCCUUCUCCGCCCAGCGCGUUGCCUUGUUCCUCCGCGCCAUCAUCAAGAACCCCGACAUUGUGGUCCUGGAUGAGGCGUGCAGUGGGAUGGACGAUGGCGUACGUAAUCGCUGCUUGCUCUUCCUCGAGCACGGCGAGACAAGGACGUACAUUACAAAGGACGACGGCUCGGAGGUCGUAGUCGAGAGUGAGGCCUCCAAGACUGGCACUGUCAAGAUGGCUGGCCUCAAUGAUCAACAGGCUUUGAUAUGCAUCAGCCAUGUGAGGGAGGAAAUUCCCGACUGCAUUAGGGAAUGGCUAUGCCUGCCCGAGGCCAACUCUGGAGACAAGGCGAGGUUUGGCCGGUCAAGGGGAUCUCUGGGGAGAGACGAGAAAGGUUGGCGUGAAAUUUGGGGCAUGGCGUAA
Pestalotiopsis fici W106-1 is the source of this 1953-nucleotide messenger RNA. RefSeq lists its product as uncharacterized. The transcript has a single exon. Gene Ontology annotation, cellular component: mitochondrion. Gene Ontology annotation, molecular function: ATP hydrolysis activity; ATP binding. The coding region runs from base 1 to 1953 and encodes 650 amino acids. Lineage: Eukaryota; Fungi; Ascomycota; Sordariomycetes; Amphisphaeriales; Sporocadaceae. The record is from RefSeq and is a predicted model, not a curated record.